GCGUCGGCCCGGGCCGGGAGCGAGGAGGGGCUGGAGAGCGGCGCGGCUGCGGUGGGAGCUGCGAGCGUUUUCAAUGCCUGAAGAACAAACUGAAACUAUAAUGGCAGUUGAUGAACUUCAAGCCAUAAUAGAAAGAUGCCAAAUUCUGGAAGAAGCUGAUUUUAGAGGAGAAGAUUAUGAUCUGUUUCAGGUAGCAGGUCAGAAAUGUUUAGAAGAUGGGUAUGCUGCUCAGUUAUUAGAAGUGAUUCAAAAUGUGAAAAAUAAGGUUAUCAUCAAGAAUAUGGGUUGGAAUCUCAUCUCUCCUCUUGUUAGAUGUAUUUUAGCAUAUAAAAAGGAAGAUGAGAAGCGAGAACUCUGCCUGAGGAUACUAGAUCAGUUGGUGCAGCUGUGCAAUCCAAAGGAACUUUUUUUGGGUUUACUUGAGCAGAUUGAACAAACAUCAGGAGAGCAGGUGUGCCAGACUAUCAUGUUACUGCUUCAACCUUUGCAGACAGUGCUUUUGAAGCUUCAGAACAAGAAGGCCUACUCGGUGGGCUUAUCUUUGGCCAUGAUUAUGAAUCAGCUUACUGCCUUGCCUGUACCUUAUACAAAGCAACAAAUACAAGAAGAUGAACUUGGUCUCUGCCAGUGUUGUAAUGCAGUGGUGGACUUUGCUAAACCUUUUGUGAAUGAAGUUGUUAAAAACGUGGAAAAGUCAUCAGAAUACAAUGACAUGGAGCUGAAAGAAGAAUUAUUGAAGUUCUGUAUGAAAAGCCUGAAAUACCCAUUAUUGACAGCUCAGCUUGAACAACUGGAAGGCAUUGAAGAACAUCCAUUUCGCCAUCUUGCAGCUGAAAUUAUAGACAUUUUGCUGGAUAUAGGAGAACUAAUGCCACUAGUGUUCUUACAUCAUAAAAGCAGAAGAUCAUACUGGGAGAAUCAGGAGUUUGAGGAUAUAGAGCGAAAGAAUUCUGCAGAUUCUUUGGCAUGUCUGUCAUACCUGGUGUUUGUUCAGCACUUUGGUAUCAAUUGCUUUCCAAUGGUAUUUAGCUCAUCAUACCUUCUCCAAUGCAAUAUGACACAUAUUGAAGUGCUACUGAAAAGAACAGAAGAAUCUGUGUUAUCUAAAGGACUUGAUCUGUUUCAGAGCUGUUUAUUGAGAAUGGAAGAUAAUGGCCUUCUCCAUGAGUAUUUGGAAUUCAGAGAAUUUAUUAAUGUGCCUCAGGAUUUGGUGAAAAUUAUGACCCUUUGUCCCAUAGAACAUCUGAGAAAGAAGAGUUUGAGUAUUUUGCAAUUGUUCAUAGAUAAAUUUGAAGCAGAGGGAAAAUAUACAUUAUUCAGGUGUUUACUGAAGACAAGCAACCAUGCUGGUGUAGAAGGAUACAUUAUUAAAAAUAUAAAAGAUCAGAUUCACUUGUCGGUAACGAAGGCACACGACAACAUUUGGUUUACGGGACAUCACCUGAUCUCCCUUCUAGAUUUAGUGCUUUUGCUUCCUGAAGGUGCUGAGACAGAUCUUCUCCAAAACUCAGAUAGGAUUAUGGCAUCACUAAAUCUACUGAGAUAUUUAGUCAUUAUGGAUUGUGAAAGUGAUAAUCAAACUGGUGUGUGGACUGCGCUUGCCAAGAUUGAGAAAAAUUUUUUAAAACCACUGCAUGUUGGACUGAAUAUGUCAAAAGCACACUAUGAGGCAGAAAUAAAGAAUAAGAAAGAAAACAGAAAAGAGGCACACAGUUCUAACACAAUUUGUUCUUUGACUGUCAGUGGGGAAAAGAUGCCUGCCAUGACUACUGAAAUGCAACUUCAGGUUUUACAGUCAGCUCUCUUCACAUUUGAUUUAAUAGAAAGUGUUCUAGCUCGAGUAGAAGAGCUCAUUGAAGUGAAAGUAAAAGCUGGAAUGGAUGAAAAUAUAUAGGUCAUCUGAAAUAUCUGAGUUAACAUACUUUUUGCAAGAUCAUUUUGAUCAUUAGACUUGAGUUAAAAAGAGGGUUAUACCAACCUUUGGAGAAUAGCUUAGAGUGGCCUCUAGAAAAGUUGCAAGUCCUGCUGUUCAUUUGCCUGUUGCUGUGUUGGUUUUUUUUUUUUUUUUUUUUUUUUUAGGCAAAAACAAACUUAUUUUGCCAUUUUUGUCUGUGAUCACAGAGAUGGACUGAAAAGUGUUCACCUUCAGAACCUGAUGUUUUUUCUGAAGCAUAGAAUGUAAAUCUACAAGACGUUUUUGUGUUGUGCUGUGGUAAGAAUGUAUGAUUGUGCAUUUCUUGUUCUAUUCAUUUUCGAAGUAUUUUAGGUAACUUGCUGUCUUAUGAUCUGAAUUAUAAAGAUUUUUAUAAAGUAACCUGGAGAGCUGUGAAUUAAAAAGCACUGCGAAAGGAGUAGUUAUUUUUAUUAGUACUUUUUAAUAUUGACAAACAAGCUUCUAUAUUUACAAGCAGGUCUAUAAGCUAUAGAUAACAGAUAAAGGCAAACCAAAGCAGGUUUAAAGAAAAACACAGCAGCCUUGAACCGAGUAAAAUAUUAAAACUCAGUAAAAGAACAGAUAAAACUUGUGUUUAAAAAUGCACUGUGUGAGGCUUGAUGCACAGCUGUUUUAACAUGGCAAACCUGUAUUUUGAAAUUGUUUUGGUCAUCGUUAUCUCUAACGAUAAAGUUUUCCUUAAGAUUUAUUACAUAAUUUGAGAAAUUAUUAUAAACAGAUGAAUGCACACAUGCAGAAUCAAACCAAAUAACAGGAUAACACCUCUUUAGUGCAGCUAAACUACAUUUUUAUUUUGUUAGAAGGCAUAUAUAUAUAUAUGUAUAAUGUAUAGUAUUUUUCACUGUAGAGUUAUUUAAUAUAAAUUUGUUUCAAAUGUGUAAAUUGUGUAUAUAGUUUUUUAAAAUGUAACAGGAUAUUUAAGAACUUUCUAUAUAUUGUUUAAAGUAUAGCUGCUAUAAUUACUUUAUGAAUAAAACUUCUCAGUCAAUUAUUACUAUGCAACUUCUGGUACUCCUGAAGCACCUUCCAGACUGGACUGUUUUCUAUUAUGUGGGUUUUUGUCAUUGCCAUUUUCUGAGAAACAUCAUCUGCGCGUGGCUUGGAAUUCAUCUUAGAGGAAAGAAAAAUAUUAUGAGUGAAUAUUACGAGAAAUGUUCACUUCCUGAAAAAUGAAUACUCAAUCUAUCUGAAUCUGUAAGACCAGUCCUAACAUGACUACUCCUAUCAGCUUUGCAUCUGCUUAUUAUCUAGGUAGUAUUUUUACAGGAGUUGGAGUGGUAGCUUUGGACUAGAUGGAUGGUAUUGGUCCCUUGCCCAUGUUCCUUAUCCUAGGUCAAAAUAAGUUUAUUUUCUAGGAGAUAUAAUUAGGGACUCUCUUACAAGAGCUCAUUGGAUUGACUCUGUACUGUAUCAGUAAUAACAUAAAGGCAACUGAGAUAUCUGUGGUCUGUAAUGUAAUGACUUCUUAUGGGGCUGAUUGUUAAAAUCCAGUGUAUUCAUUCUGAACAGAUUCAAUUUUAAAGGAUCAACAGUAAUCUCAAAAGGUUUUAGGUUAAUGCUGCAUUAAGAAACUGGGCCAGACAGCAGCAGAAUACAAAGUUAGAAAAAUACAAUGUUCAAUGUUGUAAUAAGCAUUCAUCAACUCUUACCAUACAAUAGAUGAGAUGUAGUUUCUAACAUGCUUUCUAACCUGCUGCUUUUAUUUUUGGUGGGAUGGUCCUAGCAUUGUUGUAGAUAGUAUCUAAGUUAGAACUCUCAUGGAAAAUGUUAUUUAAAGCAGUUCAGGCUUCAGUGAGGAUGUUUAUACAUGCAAGGUAUGUUGCUGUUACAUAGAUUAAAUCAUACUCAUUAUGCUGUAGAAAUAAUGUAUUGCUAUGUGCAUCACUUAAAAAUCUGCAGAUAGCUAGUGUUUUCAGAUCACCACUUUAGAAGCAGUUAGAUAUUUAGAUCUUUUUCAUCUCGUGUUGCUUCAGUGCUGGUAAGUGAAAUGAAGAUAUUCGUAUUUCAUAGAACAGCUUUGUUUGGAAGGGUCCUUAAAGAUCAUCUAGAUCCAUCUAUUGGGCAGGGUUGCCACCCAUUAGAUCAAGUUGCUGUGGUCCCCAUCCACACUGUCCAUGAACCCCUCCAGAGAGGGAACAUCCACAGCUUCUUUGGGUUAAGCAUGGUGACAUCCUAAAUUACAGAGAUAAGUAAGAGCUGAAUUAACUUUUAAGUGUUUCAUUUGUCUUCAUGCAUUCUGUUGAUUUAAAGUUACCUUUAACAAUAGUUUAAACAUUUGAGCAGCAGUUCCACCUCAAGGUGAAACACGGAUUGUGUAAUAUGACUUCAUACAUGGGCAGAUAGUGAUAGGAUAAGGGGGAAUGGUUUUCAAUUGAAAGAGGGGGGAUUUAGGUUAGAUAUUCAAAGGAAACUCUUACCAUACAACUCUUACCAUGCAAUAGAUGAGAUGUAGUUUCUAACAUGCUUUGUAACCUAACUACAUCUCUGGAGGUGUUCAAGGCUAGGUUGGAUGGAGCCCUGGGCAGCCUGAUGCAAUGGGUAACAACCCUCCCCAGAGCAGGGUGUUGGAACUAGGUCAUCUUGAAGUCUCUCUUCCAACCCAAAUGAUUCUAUGACUGUAAUCAAUAUGAUGCAGAAAGAUCCAUUAAGGAAAAACAAAUGUUUUCCAAGUUAAAAUACCUCUGAAGUUCUGAGGAGUAAAUCAUUUUAAUCAUAUUUAACUAGGCUUACCUUAGCUAUAGUUAGCAUCAACUUAACAGUUUCAGCAGUAUUGUGAACUGGUAUUAUACGUAAAUUGCUUCCCAGGAAUCUACACAUCAAAAUAAAUUAAGGUUACUUUCAGAGUGCACAUUUAAUUAUGCCAUGAAACUCAAAAAACAUUCUCACAUAAUGUAAACAACUUCUUUGUCUGC
Centrocercus urophasianus (Greater sage-grouse) is the source of this 4866-nucleotide messenger RNA. It is a transcript of the gene GLMN, whose product is annotated as glomulin, FKBP associated protein. The transcript is spliced from 19 exons. Bases 74 to 1894 code for a protein of 606 amino acids. The record is from RefSeq and is a predicted model, not a curated record. Gene Ontology annotation, molecular function: ubiquitin-protein transferase inhibitor activity. Gene Ontology annotation, cellular component: cytoplasm. NCBI's taxonomy places the organism in Eukaryota, Metazoa, Chordata, Aves, Galliformes, Phasianidae.